ACGACACAACUGAUAUCUGUAUUAUUAGCAAAACGUUUGAGGAACAUUUGAUAAAUCUCCAGGGAGUAUUUGAUGCAUUGCGACAGCAUGGAUUACGAGUUAAAGCUAAGAAAUGUGCUUUCGCAAUGAAAGAAGUGAAAUUUCUUGGACACAAAGUUUGCAACAAGGGUGUGCAGCCAGAGGAACAUAAAGUAAAGGCAAUUCGUGCAUGGGUUGCACCAACUUGUCUUAAAGAGGUGCAAAUGUUUCUGGGUGCAGUUGGGUGGUAUCGGAAGUUUAUCAAGGAUUUUAGUACAAUUGCUCGACCAUUAACAUGGCUUUUGGAGAAAGAUGUCACAUUCACUUGGGGUAAGGAGCAAGAUGAUGCAUUCAAUACACUAAGACAUGAGUUGGUUAAAGCUCCAGUAUUAGCCCAUCCUGACCCCACUCGACCCUUUGUUGUUACCACGGAUGCAAGUAAAGUGGGUGUGGGUGGUGAACUAUCACAAGAAGAUGCACAAGGACAAUUACAUCCAGUUGCAUAUUUCAGUCGUGCAUUGACCAAACGAGAACGUUCAUAUCCAACUUAUGACAGAGAAGUGAUGGCUAUGCGAGACACGCUUAAGCAUUUUCGGUAUUAUCUGUUAGGAGCACAAGUAGUGAUGAGGACCGACCACAAACCUCUUCUAAAGAUCCUGGAACAGAAAGAUCCAUUUGGACGAAGAGUGACAUUGAUGAGAGAUAUAGCAGAAUUCGAACCACGCAUAGAGUUUAUUCGAGGGCAGGAUAAUCACAUGGCAGAUGCUCUUAGUCGGAUCGGAUGGAAUGUCAAGUGGGAAGAGAGAGAUGAGGAUACUAGUAAAGUGGCUACUAUUGGUGGCUCUCAAGACGAGAUUGGUCCAUGCAAGGAUGUAAGUUUGGACAUAAAUGAUUUCCAAUUGCAGCAAGAACGUGACCCAACCCUUAAGCCACACAUUUCCAUUCACCGAAACGAACAUGGUUUAUUCACACGAGAUCAUAAGAAGCAAGUGUUACUUUCAGCAUCGCUUGUUCCCACCAUAUUAUCAUUAGCUCAUGACGAAACAGGGCACCAAGGAGCAGAUAAAAUGCUUGCAAGAAUUGAACCUCAUUAUUGGUGGCCAAAGAUGAAAGCAGAAGUAGAGAACUAUGCAAAAACGUACCAACGCUCUGCUGCUACUCUUGCCCAGGGACAUAGAAAAGCACCCAUUCAUCAACGACCAAAAGAAGAGAAACUAUUUGCGUUGAUAGAAGUAAAUCUCAAGGGUCCAUUCCUAGAACGAAAGAGGGAUUUGACAAUAUUGUUGUGA
Molecule: messenger RNA, 1307 nt
Organism: Paramuricea clavata
Lineage: Eukaryota; Metazoa; Cnidaria; Anthozoa; Malacalcyonacea; Plexauridae
Source: the annotation of a GenBank genome assembly